Oikopleura dioica is the source of this 3819-nucleotide messenger RNA. NCBI's taxonomy places the organism in Eukaryota, Metazoa, Chordata, Appendicularia, Copelata, Oikopleuridae. The record is from the annotation of a GenBank genome assembly.
AUGGAAAUGAAGCUGCAUCACUCAGUUGACGAGGCAAACUUUUCUUUUGGCCAAACUGGGACCGAACUUGGUCAGGGCGUGCUCAUGGUCAAUGUCAACAACGGUGGCUGGGGAACGGUCUGCUCAAUUGGGUUCAAUCAAGCAGCCGCUGAUCUCGUCUGUUCAAAGAUAGGAUUCAAGCGCGCCAUAAGAUACGGUCCGAAUUUGCUUGAUGGUAGCUUGACCGAAUUAGAAGACAAGAAAAUUAUUGUUCAGGAUGUCACGUGCUAUGGUGGAGAACAAUCACUCAUGGACUGCGGGGCGGUUUCUGCAACUGAUGAAUGUGACCACAACAAGGAUAUUUCUAUCCAGUGCACAAACGAAGAAGCAACCGGCGAGUGCAUCUCCUAUCAGAAAGUCAUCGAAAACCAAGGCGCAGUGUUUCCAGGCCAGUACAAACCCGUCUGCAACUUGGACGGCACUUUUUACAAAAAACAAUGUGACCAAGAAAACAGAAACUGUUGGUGCUCUACACCAGACGGAGACGAAAUCAGAGGGACGAAAGUUAGUUUCAAUUAUGUUGAAGAUAUGGAUCUAAUGGAGUGCGAGCCGGAUGAAAAUGGAAGUUUCAAAUCUGACACUAGCGAAGGUGUUAUUCGUUUGAGAAACUCAAACAAAAAAUCAAGGAAGGGACUCGUCAGCAUUUUUCAUCGAGGAGAAUGGGGCUUCAUCUGCAGAGAUCAAAUGGAUGCAAACCUUGCUGGGGUGAUUUGCCGCCAACUUGGGUUCGAUCGAGCCGGUCCCUCUGCUGCUCUCCGCCAAGCGCCACAGAUGAAAGUUUUUCUUCCAAAAUACGAGCCGUCAAUGAUGGCGACGCCGAUUCUCUGCAACGGGGAUGAGGAAAAGAUUUCGUAUUGCUCUCAGUCAACUUGGGCUCUUCCUUCCAACAUUCCAUGCGAAAAGGACGCUGCUGUUAUGAUUCAGUGCGACAAUAUUUCUGAAGCGGAGAAGAAAAUGGCUGAGCAGCGAAAACGCUUUGCCAGGACUGAUGAAUUGAGACGAACGCUAAAUGAUUAUAUGAGAAAAUUUAAAGAAGCUGAAAAUACCGUCUAUCCUCCAUCAUUUUACCCAACCCUGAUAUCAUGGAAUGAGGAAGCUCAAACUGCCCUUGAAGAAUUCAAGCAACUCGAUUCAGGCACAUCUUAUGGCAUUUUUGCUAACUAUUUCAACGUCAUCGUGAAAAACUACAUGAGCAAUAUCAAACUCCCAGAAACUCCUGAAUUAUCCGCAGAUCCCUUACAGCCCGCUCUAACAGAUGUGCCAAUGUGCUAUCCUGGAACAAAAUGGUCAUCUUGCAAUGGUCACUGUCAAAAACAAUGCCGUCAGCCACUCUACAACCCAAGAUUUUGCACCAGAAGAUGCGUCCCCGGAUGCGUUUGUGAAGAUCCAAACGAAUGGUUGAGGCCUGACGGAAGCUGCUCAAAGACAUGCGAGUAUUUCAAUCCUCAAAUUGAACAAGCAAAUCUGAAUAUUCUCAAGAACCAAGAAAUCAUCGACAAUAUUGUGUCGAAUACACGAGAGUCUUCCGGAAUCAGCGGCGGAAUAACGUGCCCGGACGGAAUGAUCUUCAGCCAAUGCAAGGCUCAUUGCCAAGUCAAGUGCGGCGAAGAAGACGAAGAAAAGCUCUGUGAUGAGAGCAAAUGCAUGCCAGGAUGUGUUUGUCCAGAAGGCGAAUUUAUGUGGGCCAACGGAAAAGCCUGCUCUUCAAUCUGCUUAAAACCUACCCAAGCACCAGAGAAGCCCAAAACAUGCAUGGAUAUUAUGCCAGAUUGUACUAAAUUUGCUGAAAAAUGCGACGACCUCAUUUCCGGACCAACUUUGCAGACUGCAUGUGCUUUUACAUGCAAAAACAAGGAUGCAUGUGGAGACUUUUUUGAACCAAAGAAGCCAGCUCCAACUCUAGCUCCAGUUGCCAUAGAGCCAAAAUCGACAUGUAAAGACUUGUACCCAACUCAGUGCCAACUAGAAGUGUUCAAAAAGAGAUGUGAUCCAGUAAAAUACUCGACAUUUGCUCUCGGAUUCUGUCGAAAAUCUUGCGGAAAUUGCGACAAGCCUGAAUACAAGCCAUUGAAAAGAAAUGGUUCCCCUAAAACUGAAAUUACUUCUGAUGUUGUCUCUGAACCAGCUUGUGUUGAUACGAUGAAACCCGCGUACAUGUGUGAGAAUCUAAGAGACAAUUGUAUGACAGUCAAGACAAUGCAAACUGCUUGUAAAAAGACAUGUGGACUGUGCGAUCAAACUGCUCAAACUAAAUUGAGUUCGUCGAUAACCGCCCAAAUUGUUGCCAACCAAGUCCAAACAAGUUUAAGUCCAACUGCCCAGACAGUUAUGACUACGCAAGCGGCAAUGAUCUUUCAACCGCCAACCAACAAUCAACCCGUUUUCAGUUCACCUGAUCAGCAGCAACCUCCUACAAUCUACAAGCCACCAAUGAACAAUCAGCCAUCUUUUUCAAUGAACCAGCCUCAAACCAGUCAAUCCGGAAUAACUGCCUCAGUUGUUACCAACUACCAAGCCCCUCAAAUGAAUUCAUAUCAGCCCCCUCAACCCCAAGUCACUCAAGCUCCGGAUCCUUGCGUGGAUGUUGUCGUCAACUGUGCAGAUCUGAUCAAAGGUGGAACAGUUAAUUUUUGCAUGUAUCCGACUCUCCAGCAAAAUUGCAAAAAAUCAUGUGGAAUUUGUCAGCCAGCCCCAGUGACUACUCCUCCACCAACAACAACGACCGUGACAACGACCAAAACACUUCCAGUAGUCCUUCCAACGAAGCCGUCCCUCAACUGCAUCGAUUCCCGUCUUGGCGGGCAAACAACAACUGCGAUCUAUUUGAGCUGCAAUCCGGAUGGCACUUACGCACCGAAGCAGUGCAAUCCAGUUCAAAAAAGUUGCUGGUGCGUUUUCCCAGAUGGAUUAGAAGUUGUUCGAACUCGCUCUCAAUUCGAUCUACGAAAUGCUUACAAAAUGGACCAAAUGGAAUGUACGAAAAAUAUCCUCGGAUUGUACGAGUCGAAUUUCAACGGACGCGACUUUUUCGAACCAGAGGGAGAGGUACUGUCAGCGUGCCAGAGCGAGUACAAAAGAAACAUUCUCCUUCCGCGAGGAACCGCGAGAUUGCCAAGUUGCGAGGACAACGGUGACUACAGCGAAAUUCAAUGCUCGCAGGAUGUUGCUUCUACUGUUUCAGAGUGUUGGUGCUCUGACAAGGACGGCCUGGAGAAAGACAAUACCCGAAAAAUGCUGCAGGGGAAUCCAGAACUCGCAAGAACAGAAAUGGACUGUCGCGAAAAAAUAAUCAUCCCAGGCCCUUGCGCGGAACGAAUUGAUGAAAUCCGCCAAAAAACGUCUCUCACUCCAUACGGUCAAUUCUACAAUUACAGAGGCCAAGCAUCUGCUCCAAUGCUACCGAAAUGCAACGAAAGAGGAUUUUAUUUGGCGAGACAAUGCGACGCUAAUAAUUGCUGGUGCGUGACGCCCAUCGGAGAUGAACUUCCAGGAACGCGAGUUCGAACUCGAGGACUGUUCGCCCGAGCUCCUCCGAAUUGCGAGGCUCUUCUGAACGGCCCAUGUAUCGAAGCUCAAAUGAGCACUGGCGAAACAAAGAGCUGUGACCGAGCUGGAUUCUACAACGAGGUGCAAUGUCCUGUUUCUGGCCACGCGUGCAUAUGCGUUGACAAAAAUACCGGAGAGCCGAACGGAAGAAGAGUUUACAGAGGCUAUUUCGGCGCGAGCUAUGUUUGUGUUGCUCAACAAAUGAAUUCCGUUGUAAACAUGUUUGGCCGAUGA